This is a messenger RNA of Ictalurus furcatus (blue catfish), 2175 nucleotides long. RefSeq lists its product as uncharacterized. Bases 467 to 1786 code for a protein of 439 amino acids. NCBI's taxonomy places the organism in Eukaryota, Metazoa, Chordata, Actinopteri, Siluriformes, Ictaluridae. Gene Ontology annotation, molecular function: phospholipid binding; protein binding. The record is from RefSeq and is a predicted model, not a curated record. Gene Ontology annotation, cellular component: cytoplasm; plasma membrane; endosome. The transcript is spliced from 9 exons. Gene Ontology annotation, biological process: cytoskeleton organization; regulation of endocytosis; plasma membrane tubulation.
CAUAAUGCACCAGUGUGUUUAUCAUGAACAGAGACUAUGGCAGUAAAUGGAAUGAGGGAAUAGUUCGUCUCAGGGAGAUUUUCCAGGACAGUUCCUCUGGCUGCUCAUUAUUGAUAAAUUAAUAACUUUACAAUUUAUAUUCUGAAUUUAUAUAUUUCUGUAAAAUUUUGUUGUGACAAUGUUGAUUGUUAAAAGCACUAUACAAUAAAAAAAUUACUGAAUUGAAUAGGUAAGUGUGUGUGUGUGUUUGUGUGUGUGUGUCCAUGUCCCAUUUGUGGCAGAUUACCAAUGGCAUGAGUGUGAUCAUGUUUUAAAGGAGCUAAAUUAAACUGAAUGUGUGUGUGUGUGUGAGAGAGAGAGUGUGUUACAGUUAUGUAUAUGGUGAUGUCUGCUGUAUGGCAGGUGUGUGUGUGUGUGUGUGUGUGUGUGUGUAUGUGUUGACCUUUUGCAUGCUGUUUAUUUUGGGAUGCCUCUGCUGGAUAGUGGAAUGUUUGGGAGGGGAUUCUAUUCCUGCUGCCAGAUUCCAGCUAACACACACACGCACACACGCACACGCAAACACACACACACACACUCACCCCUUCGUCCUUUAACUGUCACACACUUCCUUCAGGUGUGUGAAGCUGUAGCCGUGGCAGAGAUGCAGGAUGAAACCAACAAACUCAGCUUCUGGAUGCCGGGUAACUAUAUCCGUACAGUGCACAGGACUCAAGAUUCAUUCCAAGCUUGUGAUGCCAUUGUGGACUGUUUUAAAGACCGGGCUCGAGUGGAGAAACACUAUGCUGAACAACUCAGUGAGUGGAGCAACAAGUGGAAAAAAAUAACUGACUCCAGACCUAUGUAUGGUUCCCUCUUGAGGGCAUGGCAGUGUUUUUUCUCCUCCGCUGAGCGUCUGUCCAUUCUGCACACAUCCAUCUCUCACUCCCUUGUUUUGGAGGAUGGACAGCACAUUCGUUCCUGGCAGAAGGAUGCAUUUCAGAGGAAGAUGUUUUGUGGUUUUCGUGAGUCACAUAACCUGAAACGAGAGUUUGCACGUGCUCAGAAGCCCUGGAUCAAAAAACACAAGAAGCUGGAGAAAGCACGGCGGGCCUAUCAUAAAUUGUGUCAGAAGGAGCAGAAUGUGUUGAAUAAAGAAUGUCAGGCCAGAAACAAUGUCAACAAAAAUGAACACACACUCGCCAAGAUCCAGCAGGCCAAGAAGAUUGUGGGACAGGACAGAGAACAUGCACGUGAACACUAUGUGAAGGUUCUGGACGAUCUGAUUGGCUACACGCCGCGCUACAUGGAGGACAUGGAGUCAGUGUUUGACCAAUCACAAGAGCAGGAAAGAAAGAGGAUCAGCUUUCUGAAAAACACUCUGCUGUCCAUACACACACAUCUGGACAUCACCAACAACCACAGUGUGAAGGCUGUGUACAGUGACCUGCUACAUGCUCUCAUGUCAAUCAACGAGCAGGACGAUUUACAAUGGUGGAGAAACAACCAUGGCCCAGGAAUGAACACACAGUGGCCCACACUGCAGGAGUGGGUUCCUCCAUGUAAGAAGCAGAAACAUAUAAAGAAACCAAAGCCACAGGUUGAGGAGGGAAAAAGUGUAAUGAUUGGAGGAGUGCGUGUUCGAGCUCUGUACACUUACACUGGGGAGGCUGAGGAUGAGCUGUCAUUCAAAGCAGGCGAAGAGUUUCUGAAGGUGGAGGACGAAGAUGACCAGGGCUGGUCUCGUGGAGUUAAAGAAGGGGGAGUGGAAGGCUACUAUCCAGCCAAUUAUGUUCUGCCAGUGCAGUGACAUCAUCACUAUGCACUGUUACUGACAUCACAAAGGCGGCAGGGCUUAUGCUGUGGUGUGUGUGAAGGUUGUUAGGGAAACUGUCAAUCAAAAUUGAUCAGUGAGCGCUUCAAUGAGUCUCGGAAGUUUAUUAGCAUCUGUAAACACACACACACACACACACACACACACACAUACACAGGAGCUAGCAGUGGGUGAUAAUGAACAACAAACUAAAUUAUUAGUGUGAUUUUGUGGUGUUUUAGUGUUAUAAUUUAAACAAAUUAUAUUAAUCUAAAUACACUGAAUCUUGAUUAAUAUUCAUUAGUCAGAAUUAUCAUGAUAUUCAAAAGGGCUCUAAUUAAUUCUACUAUAAAAACCACACACACACACACACACACACACACACA